This is a messenger RNA of Capsicum annuum, 498 nucleotides long. RefSeq lists its product as uncharacterized. The coding region runs from base 1 to 498 and encodes 165 amino acids. The record is from RefSeq and is a predicted model, not a curated record. The transcript has a single exon. NCBI's taxonomy places the organism in Eukaryota, Viridiplantae, Streptophyta, Magnoliopsida, Solanales, Solanaceae.
AUGCCUGGUUAUGCUAAAUUCAUGAAGGAUCUUGUUACAAAGAAUAGGACGGUGAGCUAUGAACUGGUGGACAAUCUUCACCAUUGUAAUGCCAUUUCUACAAGAUCCUUAGUGCAAAAGAAAGCAGAUCCUAGAGCAUUUACUAUCCCGUGUACUAUUGGAUCACCGAAUUUUGCGAAGGCCCUGUGUGAUCUUGGGGAAAUUAUUAAUCUGAUGCCACUGGAAGUUUAUAAAAAUUUGGGUUUGGGAGAUCCCAUACCUACCUACAAUAGGCUUGUGAUGGUAAAACGAUCAGUGAAGUGGCCAGUUGGUAUAUUAUAUAAUGUGCUUGUGAAAGUGGCCAGUUUUAUUUUCCCUGACGACUUUGUGAUCCUAGAUUGUGAGGUAGACUUCGAGGUACCAAUAAUAUUGGGUAGACCUUUCCUCGCAACUGGGAGUCUGUUGAUUGACUUGCGAGCGAAUAAGCGGCGAUUUAGGUUCAAUGAUGUGGUAGUCUGA